CCUCUCCGUAACUUCCUUCCUACACCGGCGACGGAGAAUCUCAUUUCCGAUAUCCAGGCGGGGAAGCAACGAAGAACGUCAGAAGAAGAAAAAGAAACCGGAAUGAGUUUAGCCUACUUUCGAUUGUUCGAUUUUUCGAUAUUUUCACAAUUGAACAUCGAUGGAUUUUCAUUCAGCUGAGCUUAUUAGUCUACCGACGUCCUUGGCCGCCGAAUCGAAAUCGGCAGUGACAUGAACUGCAGAAAACCUGUGGGGGAAAGUGAUGGAGGAGGAAGCUGCUGCCCUUUUGGAAGGCUGCUAAUUUUGUCUCUGCCUGCGUAAAAGUGGCACUGCUUCUGGGACUGGCUCGCAGCUUCGAGUACCGCGCUGAGGACUUGACGUCGGAAGAGAAGCUGUGGGACUUGUACGAGAGAUGGAGGAGCCACCACACGGUGUCUCGAUCCCUCACCGAGAAGCAAGCGCGGUUCAAUGUGUUCAAGGAGAAUGUGAAGCACAUCCACAAGGUGAACCAGAAGGACAAGCCUUACAAGCUGAAGCUCAACAGCUUUGCUGAUAUGACCAACCACGAGUUCGUGAAGCACUUCGGUGGAUCGAAAGUCAGCCACUACAGGAUGCUUCAUGGCCCCCGGAGGCAAACCCCGUUCAGUCAUGGAGAAACAGACAACGUUCCUGCGUCGGUUGAUUGGAGGAAGAAUGGUGCAGUGACUCCGAUCAAGAAUCAAGGCAAAUGCGGUAGCUGUUGGGCAUUCUCGAGUGUUGCUGCGGUGGAAGGAAUCAACAAGAUCAAAACAGGGGAGCUGGUGUCGUUAUCCGAGCAGGAGCUGGUGGACUGCAGCAAGGACAACCAUGGCUGCGAUGGAGGGAUGAUGGAGCAAGCUUUCCAGUUCAUAGAGCAAGUUGGUGGGCUGACAACUGAGACUAACUACCCUUACGAAGCGAAGGACGAAUCUUGCAACUCUGCCAAGUUGAAUGCUGCGGCGGUACAGAUAGAUGGUUACGAAAUGGUGCCGGAGAACGAUGAGAACGCACUGAUGAAGGCCGCUGCCAACCAACCAAUAGCCAUCGCCAUUGAUGCUGGUGGCAAGGAUCUCCAGUUCUAUUCCGAGGGUGUUUUCACCGGAGACUGUGGGACGGAGCUGAACCACGGGGUGGCGCUUGUGGGCUACGGUUCGACCCUGGACGGGACGAAGUACUGGAUCGUGAAGAACUCGUGGGGGACGGAAUGGGGAGAGCAGGGUUUCAUAAGGAUGCAGCGCGGGGUAGAUGCCGAAGAAGGGAUCUGUGGGAUAGCCAUGGAUGCCUGCUACCCUGUGAAGUCUACAUCGACCAACAAGAAGAAACAAGGCUCACCUGCAGCUGGGAAGGAUGAACUGUAGACGCGUAUGUCUCCUCUCCUAUUAAGUGACCUGCAAAUAAAGAGAGGUUGAGAACACAUUAAGAAUAAAGACAGCAUAUAUGUUGAUGCUGGCGAUGUUGGAUUUGUAAUCAAGAUGUAUCACCAUGUUACUUAUAGCUACAAGAAUUUCCUGUGGUACUAUGCAUCAAUCUAUUCCAAUCAGUAUACAAUCCUACCAAAGCUAUUUAUAG
This is a messenger RNA of Linum tenue, 1587 nucleotides long. The record is from the annotation of a GenBank genome assembly. Lineage: Eukaryota; Viridiplantae; Streptophyta; Magnoliopsida; Malpighiales; Linaceae.